Molecule: messenger RNA, 1266 nt
Organism: Lactuca sativa (garden lettuce)
Lineage: Eukaryota; Viridiplantae; Streptophyta; Magnoliopsida; Asterales; Asteraceae
Product: agamous-like MADS-box protein MADS2
Biological process (GO): positive regulation of transcription by RNA polymerase II
Cellular component (GO): nucleus
Molecular function (GO): RNA polymerase II transcription regulatory region sequence-specific DNA binding; protein dimerization activity; DNA-binding transcription factor activity
Source: RefSeq, a predicted model, not a curated record
CCAGCCCCAAAUUUCAUAUCUUGCUGUACAAACAAAAUCUUGAACCCUAGAAAAGAGAAAAUCCAAGGAAAACAUCUCCGCCUGUGUAUUCUUUUUGUUACCUUUUCAUCUUUCCUUUAUAGAAAUUGCAGUAUGAUCACUCAUAAUUGAAAGAAUUUCUAAAUAUUGUUUUUCUUUUUCUAAUCUUCCUGUAACUUUUUCAUCUUCGUAUUAAGAUUUUGGUUCAGAUAUAAAGAAGGAAUCAAGAAAAGCCAUUAAAUAAAGAAACGUUUUUGGGGAAAGAUAUAAAAUUAUGGGUAGGGGAAGAGUAGAGUUGAAGCGAAUAGAGAACAAGAUCAACAGGCAGGUGACUUUUGCUAAAAGAAGAAAUGGACUUCUGAAGAAAGCUUAUGAGCUCUCUGUUCUUUGCGAUGCUGAAGUUGCUCUCAUCAUCUUCUCUAACCGCGGCAAGCUCUAUGAGUUCUGCAGCACCUCCAACAUGCUCAAGAUGCUUGAAAGGUACCAGAAAUGCACUUAUGGUUCAAUGGAAAUCGACAGAUCAGCCAACAAUGCUGAGCAAAACAGCUACAAGGAGUACAUGAAACUAAAGGCCAAAUACGAUUCCCUACAACAGUACCAAAGGCAAGUUUUUGGGGAGGACCUGGGGCCCCUUAGUCUCAAGGAGCUUGAACAACUAGAACGACAACUGGACUCUACUUUGAGACAAAUCCGGUCCAUAAGGACACAAUCAAUGCUUGAUCGGCUUUCCGAACUUCAAGUGAAGGAAAGGAUGUGGAUUGAAGCUAAUAAAGCUUUGCAGAAUAAGCUGGAAGAAGUGUAUGCAGAAAAUCAAGCAGGACCAUCAUGGGCGGCAGGUGAUCAUCAUCAAAACUGUUGUUCAUAUGAACAACAACAACAACAUGAUCAGCAUCCUCAAUCGCAGGAUUUCUUCCAGCCGUUAGAUUGUAACUCCAAUUUGCAAAUUGGGUUAUAUAACGAAGUUGGUCCAAGCCAUUUAACAGAUUCGACAAAUGGGCAGAAUCUGAAUGCAUUAGUCCCUGGAUGGAUGCUUUGACCUAAUUGAUCAUGAUAUGGUCAACCUUUAUCGUUUUUGGUGAUAUAAAUCUAUAAUAUAUAUUAUUAAUUUGAAUAAUCUUUUUUGUCUGAAUUUCGGGACUUAUACGAAAGGUUUGUAAGAAUCUUGCAUUAUAAAUUACACAAGAACAACCUACUUGUUGAUUACUAUCUCAACAGUAUAUAUGGUGGAUGAUGAUAGUUUUUGUUCCA